CAACGGUUUUUAACCGGGAGAGGGGGCUACACGGUUUUGAUCGUUUUGUGGCAAGACAGCGCGGGUUAUUAGAACGCCUCUUCUACCGUUAAAAUAUGAGCAUUUUAGCGUCGAGGUAGUGACGCACUCUAUACGCUGUUUUUUUUUUUUUUUCAGAUGAGCCCUACGGCUGUCUUCUAAUUUCCAAAGAGCCAAACGUUUAAUUUUUUCCCUUUACCCAUCGGCAUUGACUGCGCAUGGGCGGCAAAUAUACGUGCUUCUGUCACGAAACAGACGCUAGUGCUCCAGAGGCGCCCAAACAGCCAUGGCUGAAGAAAGUAACAGUGGACACACGCCUCCUGCGUUUAACUUCGACGACGAAGCAAUGCCGAGCACAAGCCAGGAAUUCUUCGAAGGCGCUUCGGGCACUCCAGACUGUAGCACUACGAUUUGCGAUGACUCCUUCGAAGACCUGUGGAACGCGAUGAACAGCCACAACGAUCCCACGGACGUCACUGGCCAUACACAUCUCACUGAAAGCGGAAUCGCCAGUGCCCAACCUGUGGAGUUCAGGAGCAGCGUUGAACAUGCACAGACCAGUACAAGCCGCGCAGGCAUGGGGGAAGCAUCGGUCAUUCCGGGAAACAUUGCUAGCAUUUCUGGCGAUGCCUGGCGUUACCAGUGGAACACUCAGCAAAGGCCAAUAACCGACGGUACUUACAACGUCGACGAAUUCCUGAGACAACCCAUGUUGACGAAGCGAACACGCAAUACCACCUGGCUGAUAGCACAUCCGCCGACUGCGGUAGACGGCCGCAGUGCUUCCUGCGCGUUCCUAUCACGGAAUCCUCCAGCCUCGUUGUGGCACUAUGUCAAAUCGGCACCUCUGCUUUCAAGGCAUACGCACAACACAGAAACCGGGAGCACUUCUUUCACACAUCUGGUCUAUAGCAGCAGCCCAGUCGCCAGUACAAGCUACGCCCACAUGGAGGAACGAUCGAAGAUUUUUGGAAACGACGCCUGGAACGCUACUGGAACUGGAGGAAGAGAAGGGCGAGAAUUCUGCGAUUUCUCUGGCAAUGUUUCGAGCAAACAGGAUGCCUCACAUGGGCAUGCCGACGGAGACACGGGCGAUGCCGCCCACAUUUUCAAAGCAUCCCAACUAACGUCUGUAAAGAAUUCGAAGUUCGUAAAACACUGCCGUAACACAACAGGCAAACAACACAAGUGCGAAACGUGUGGCAAAUCAUUCGGCCAGGCUCGUAAUCUGACUUUACAUAGCCGCACUCAUACAGGCGAGAAACCCCACAAAUGCGAUAUUUGUAAUAAGGCGUUCACCCAGUCUAGUGAUCUAAAUAAACAUAGGCGCACGCAUACAGGUGAGAAACCUUACAAAUGCGAUAUUUGUAAUAAAGCGUUCACCCAGUCUAGUCAUCUAAAUAAACAUAAGCGCACGCAUACAGCCGAGAAACCCCAAUAAUGCGAUAUUUGUAAUAGUGUUCCGCCAGUCUUCUCAUCUAAAUGACCAUAAGCCCACACAUACAUGCGAGAAACCGUACACUUGCGAAGCAUGUGGUAAAUCACUCGUGCGGAUGACGGAUGUCUGUAGGCACCAGUA
This is a messenger RNA of Dermacentor albipictus, 1597 nucleotides long. Lineage: Eukaryota; Metazoa; Arthropoda; Arachnida; Ixodida; Ixodidae. The record is from RefSeq and is a predicted model, not a curated record.